GUUGUGGCCAAUAUCACGAACAACUACUGACGACAGAGUGAGUGAGUGAGUGAGAAACGAGAAUCCCCGAGGUUGGAUCCAACCAAAUCAGUCCCAAUUGCAGACCUCGAAUCCAUCCCCCGAACACGGGACUACCGGUUCUGUCCACCUGUGAUGAACCCCCCGCGGGACCAUCAGUGAGGGUUAGGAGGCUAUCUUAAGGGGGACGGUUUUGACUGGGCCCCACCCAGUCCAGGUUUUGCCCGCUAUGUCCGAGUGAUAGCACUCAACCAAAUUGAGGUGCAUAAAGUGUGUUAGUUAGUUAGUGAGUCAGUGAGUCAGUGAACUGCCGUGAGGUGCGGCUGAAUACUCCGGGUCCAUGAUGAUGGGUCCGGCUUCGCCCGUGUCAUCGAACGGGGGGCGCAUGAUGAUGAGCGGACCCAGUCAAAACUCGCAAUAUCCGCCGGGGCCCCAUCCACCGUCCCAUCAUCCGCCAUUCCCUCCCCAACCUCAUCCCUCGUCUCAGAUGGGGCGGGGCUCGUCGCAACCGCCUCUGCCCUUGGGCGGGGGUGGAAUGCAGUUGUCGGCCAUGGCCGAGCAGGCUCGUAAAAUGCACGACUACGAGACACUUUGUCAGAUCAUAACGCAAUGGAAUGCCAACCGAUUGGAUUUGUUCGCCUUGACUUUGCCCAACGAGGAAUUGGAGUUCAAUGGCGUGAUGCGGUUCUACUACCAAUCUCAGGACAAAGAUGACACGGGUCAAAAGGUGGCCACUAAAUGCAUUCGCGUCUCUUCCACUGCCACGACUAAGGCCAUCAUCGAGACCCUGAUUGAGAAAUUUCGCCCCGACAUGAAAAUGUUGGAAGUGCCAGAAUAUGCCCUUUAUGAAAUCCACGAAUCUGGUGAGCGACGACUCAAUCCCGAAGAAAAGCCUCUAUUGGUGCAAUUGAACUGGCAUAAGGAUGACAGAGAAGGACGAUUCCUGCUGAGACGAAUCGACGAGGCCAGCAGAAUGCCAGAACCAAGCAAUGAAGAUUCGAGUUUCAAGCGAAAGCUUUCCAAGCGCGAAAAGAAGCAGUUAAAAAAGCAAGAAAAACUGAAUAAACUCAAAGACAAGGAGAAUCGCGAUGGGCUCACUGGUCCUGGCCAAGAUGGAGGUGUGGCGGAGAAACUCUACACGGAAUUGCCGGAUACUAGCUUCACACGAUCUAUUUCAAAUCCAGAGGCUGUCAUGAGACGACGGAGGCAACAGAAAUUGGAGCGGAAACUUCAACAAUUUCGGAGCAAAGAUGGUGGGCCAGACACCGGUGGAACUCUCAAAAUCUAUGGCGAGGCCAUUUGCAAAGACGUACCUUAUAAGACACUUCUCAUAUCCAUUCGAGAUAAUGCAGCAUAUGUCACCGAAGAAAUGCUCGAGAAAUAUGGACGCGAUAGGCGAGAGGCAAUUCGGUAUUGCUUGGUCCAAUGCACAACUAUGGACCAAGAAGGUGUUGAACCAAAAACGCAAGACUACUACUUGGAAGAUGACGAAUGUCCUCUGGAAAUCCUCAUGAACCAUCCUCCUGCCAGAGGCACUGUUACUUUCCAUGUUAGACCCAAGCCCUCGGACUUCUUUCCCCGGAAACGCAAGAAAAAGCCAAUGUAUCAAGGGGGAGCUGUCUCUGAUAGUGUCUUACCUCGUAACGAUGAUCUCGCAAUGAAUAGCGUUCCGUUCCUGGUUGAAACCAAUCCUGAUGGGUCCGAGAAUUUGCGAGGAGGGGCCCCUUUUAAAUUCCCUAUUCCAACUAAUGUCACUAAAGUGGGAUCCGACCCAGCGAUUCAAAAUGCCCAGAGUUUGCUUCUUCCACCUGGACCAUUCAUUUUCCCUCAACAUUGCGUUCUCGCUCACACUGAAGGCAUUGUAACUGUGACUCCAAGCCACCGCGAUGCUGAAACAUAUGUUGGGAAUCAGAGAAUUAUUGAGACCACCAUUUUACAGCACGGAAAUUUGAUCUGCUUUGGACGAUCAAAAACUUUCCGAUUCCUGGAUGCAGCAAUCUUAAAACGAGAGCAGUGGCGACUACAAACUAGUAGUGUCACUCUUCCUGAUCCUAGACAUUCCAAUUACGUUCACUUUGGACCAGCCUCUUCAACUAUGGGCGGGGAAGGCUCACUUCGUGGAAAGGAUAAUAUCUUACCCGCUGUUUUGGAGUUCCGUGAAGAAUCCGAAGAAAACUUCUUCAACGCCAUCACAAUGGGUUUGGAAACGAAUGGUGUGCAAUUUAAGCUAGCUCCCACUUACACCUUCUACAUGGCCACACGCUUCCGGGCAUCCACGCAUUAUCGCCCAGAAUUGAUUCCCGAGGAACGAGCCGUCAGACUCACCGACAUGCUGAAUCGAGUCACGGAAAAAAUUUAUAAUAACGUUCAAUUACACCAAAGUGAGGCUUCCAACUUGGCUUUCUGGAUGGCCAAUGCUUCGGAGUUGUUACACUUCUUAAAGUGUGACCGUCACAUUACUUCUUUCUCGUUGCAAGCCCAAGAUAUCUUGGCCGAAACUGUGCACUUGGCCUUUAAGCAAUUGGUCCUCUGUUUGCAGAAGGGGCUGAAGUCCGCCAUGCCCCAUAUGUUACAUGACUCUGAUGAAGAUGACAAAAGCGAUAAGAGCAUUCCCGACAUCAUGAUGGUGUUGUCAUCGGCCAUGAAUCUAUUGAGAAAGUGUCGGGUUAACGCGGCCUUGACCAUUCAAUUAUUCUCCCAAUUGUUUCAUUAUGUGAACAUGUGGACCUUCAACCAAAUCGUGAUGUCUGGAUAUCCGAGGGGAGGCGAGCGUCCAAUCAAUUAUUGCAACCAUCGAUGGGGAUUGCGACUCAAGAAGCGGCUCUCCAAGAUCGAAACCUGGGCUGAGCGACAGGGGUUGGAAUUGGCCGCGGAUUGUCAUUUGGCUCGAGUGGUUCAAGCUGCUCACUUGCUUCUUGCACGGAAAAAUAGUGCCGAGGACAUUGCUUCAGUGAGCUCGAUUUGUUUCAAGUUAAACUCCCUUCAACUGAAAACUCUCCUGCACAAGUAUGAACCCGAACCGAACGAAACGCCCAUCUCGAAUGAAAUGAUUGACACGAUUGUGCGGGUGGCUGAAAAUACGGUGGAUGAGAUGACCAACUCUGAAGGGAGAGAAGUCAGAUUAGAAGAAGAUUUCGUGCUCCAACUUCCGUUUUUGUUGCCUGAAGACGGUUACAGUUGUGAUAUUGUACGUGGAAUACCAGGUGGUUUGGUGGAAUUCAUCGGACCGUUACAGCAAAUGGGAUUGUGUAUCAUGACGCCUCAACCCACUUCUAGCGGGUUUUGGACCAUCUAUAUGGAACGCCUAGAUGCCACGCCAAUGAUGGCCUCCCCUGUGCCUAGUGAGAUGAGUCAAAACACCACUACCACCACGGGGGAUCAACCUUUUCACCACGGCAACCCUCCUCCUCAGCAUUACAACGUAGGCCCUCCCAAAAUGGACUCGCCUAACAAGCCCUCCCCUCCAUCGCAUAAUCAGGGCAACGAGCCGGAAAUUCAGACCAUUCAGCUCGCCAAAUCCACCAAUGGCAUGGGUUUGAGCAUUGUGGCCGCCAAAGGAGUCGGCAAAGACAGAUUGGGCAUCUACAUCAAGGCUGUGGUUGAGGGGGGAGCAGCCUUCCACGAUGGACGACUCGAGGCUGGAGAUCAGCUUAUCAAUGUGGAUGGGCAAAGUCUCGUCGGGAUCACACAAGAAAAGGCCGCAGAGAUAAUGAUGCGGACCGGCCCGGUAGUAACCUUGGUUGUCGCCAAGCAGGGAGCAAUCUUCCAUGGCUUGGCCACCCUUUUGUCACAGCCUUCUCCGCUCAUGUCCAGAAAUGGCAGUGGUCAUUUAAAUCGAUAUGCAGGCUACACUCGUUCUGUUGGUCCCCCGCCAAUGGAUUCUUCGACCUUAGCCAUGUCACAAUCCAAAUCAGUUCCAUCCCUGUAUGCCGCAGACAAUCAACACACGUACCAGAAUCAAAAUCCUGCUUUCCGUCCCACGGAUUCUCUGCGAAAGCCUCAGCCCCAUAAGGCUGGGUAUGGAAGAGCCUCAUCUGUCCAACAUCUAGGGCCCACACCGGCCAAUGGAAAUGCCUUGAGUGAUCCUAGAUCGGGGAAGAAUUUUCAGAAUGGAAUCAUGAAUCAAGAAGACCAAGGUUUCUAUCAAAAUGUAGGGCCAAAUGGUCAACCUAUUUUUAAUGCCACAAACACUUCCGUCCGAGCUCCCAUGGGAGGAACGAUGCCUCCUGGAGGCUUGAGGUAUCAUUCCCAAUCAUCCUUGAACAAGAUGCCCGCUCCAAACUCGCCUAGAGAAACUGGAGAUGUGUAUCAUGCAUCUCCACGGGUGAUUGGAACUCCAGGGGACCCAGGCCAAGUUCAUCAAUUCCAAAAGCAGCAAAUUGGUCCAGAAAAACCCCAACGGCAAUAUGCAUACAAUGAAGACCCUUCUCCCCCUCAUCAACAGCAACAGCAACAACAUCGUCAUCAGCGCCAACAGCAACAACAGCAGCAGCAUAAGCGCUCGAGCUCUGAGCUGAUUCGCGAAGAGGAUACUAAUGGUAGUCAGAAGGAGCAACAACCUCCUCCUCUUCCUGAACAGCAUCAACAGCAAAGACGUGAAUCGCAACCCAAUCGGGUGCGAUUUCAAGAGCCUGAGGAAAACCCAAACCCUUCGAUGAAGGAAUUUAUAAGUGGCGAGCAGAAAUCCGACAUGACUGACUACCUCGAGCACUUACACAUAUCAUCCAUAGAAAAGGAAUUUCGCAAGCGUAUGGCAGAGUACGAUGAUGGAAAUGAGUCUGCCGAGUCAGAUAAUGACGAUCGACUCCUGCCUCAAUUUCGUCCCAGCCGGGAUAAGAAGCUGCAAGAUAAUCUGGAGAGGAAGCGACAAGAAUUAAAUCAAACACGAGAAGCCGAGGAGAGGCUUUUGUUGGAAGCUGAGAAACGCCGUCAUUCAGGGAGUGGCGAGACACCUCCACCGCUGCCGAGUGUCCCUCCCCCAGAUGACUCAGCUGGACCUCCUCCAACAGUUCCUAUUCAUGCGCCAGGAACCGAAAGGCUCGAUAUGUUGGUUGGAGGCGGUCUUAGGACCAAUCAUAACGGAUCGGUCAAUUCUAAAUCUGAGGUCUUUUCCUCGUCGUCUUCCUCAUCGUCGUCUUCAACGACUGUCACCACUGUAACCACGAAGAAAGUAUCAUUUUCCACGGCUGAGCCUGUUACCGAGCUUGUUAGUGGGGAGAGCAACACGAAUGGAAUGGAUGACCUGAAUAGUGAAAGCGCUUCUAACCGACACGAAGAUCCUCAAUCGUUUAUUCGAGAUGCCGAAACCAUGUUGAAUCAGUCUUCCAUUUCUCUGGAACGCUUUGAUGUGAACAAAAGCACGGGUCAUACUCCAAGUGUAAUAGGAGCUCAGGAAGUUUACAGAGAUCCACGAGCAAAAUUAUUGGAAAGCAAGGCCCAAGAGCAAAAAGCCACAGAAAAAAGUCGAGAUGGAGCCAAGUUGAGUUUUCAGGAAAAGAUGCGACUCUUUGCCGUUGAAGCGGGCGAGUCCACGCCUAGGGAUCGAGCUAAAAUCUCACGAGCUCAAAGAGAAAUUGAGCAUGAAAAACGCGAAGACCCAAAUCUCCAAUUCCAUCUCCACCAAGAGCAGCAAAAAUAUCAUCAGCAACAGUAUCAGCAACAACAAUAUUAUGACGGUCAAGGAGCGUUGCAGGAUUACGAUCAAGCAUACGAAGACUAUGACUCUGAAUCGAAUCCUCGACCUGUGCUUGAAAUGGGCAAAAAAAGUGCCAGGAAAGGGCCGAGGUCGACCUCAGAGUCGCUUUCGCUCGACCAGAGUGAACUUGGGGGUGAUUACGAUGGAUUCAUCACGGAUAUUGCCGCAUUGGAAGGGGCGCCUCGGUUCCUUCACACUGAUGAUGUGGAAGGCUCACAUGACUUAGCCACGCCCUCGGCCACGUUGGGACCAAGCUCAAAACUGUCUUUGGCGGCCAUGUUGGCCUCCGUGGCCCCAGAAAAAGGACGCGAGGUUCAAAAGGUCAAGGCUCAGGCCCAGGCCAAAGAAUGGAAGCUGAGCCAACCAUUGAGCGAUCCGGCCGCCAAAAUGGUGGCCAGAAAAGCGCUCUAUCAACGAGCCAAGGCCGAUUUGGGUCAGUGGAACGCCUUGGUUCAUUCUCGACGAGCGGCUGAAACCCUGUCUUUUCCCAUUCGAACCGAAUCCGUCAACCGACUGGAAACCCAAAAUGAGGCUGCCACCCAUUUCAAGGCCCAAACUCCACUGGAACGUGAAGUGGCUGCCCUUUUGCAUGGGUCUGCCUCCACGGUGAAAGCCGGGAGCGAGCUGAGUCAACGCGAAGAAUCAAUUUUGAGUAACUUGUCGUACCAAGAGGCCCUGGAAAAACGCAAGGAAUUGGCUCGACUUCGGGCCUUGCAAAGCUAUCAAGAGGCUAAAAUGAAACGGCAGCGCAAAAUCAAAAGUCGGAGCUACCGGAAAGUUGUGCGCAAGCAAAAGGCGAAGGAGAAGCUCCGAGAAAUGGAAGAGCUCCAGAAAACCAAUCCGGAAUUAGCCCAAGAGAAACUAGAGGAAAUGGAUCGGACUCGCAUCACUGAGCGAGCCUCGUUGAAGCAUCGAAAUUCAUCCAAGUACUUGAAAACGCAAGCCAAACGUGCCAAGUACUCCAAAGAAAGUCAAGCCAAUCUUCAAGAGCAAUUGGAUCUUCAUCGAAAUCUAAUGGCCAAAGCGGAUAACGAAAAGGCAGACGAGGCCAAGGAAAACUCCUCCGAUUCUGAUGAUGAGAUCGACCUAGACGACUUGCUGUUGGCUAAGCAUCAGGAAGCUUCUUUUGCGGUGAAUAAGAAUGUCCUCAAGGAAACCAUCAUGGCCGAGCAAAAAACCACUCGCUCAUCGACAAAGGCCAAGAAAACCCCCAAGGAGACGCGGCAAGCCGUUCUCAAGAAAAAAGCUCAAGAGCAGCUACAUUUGGCCGCUAACAUCGACGAUUUGUUUAACGUGGCCGAUCACAUCAUCGAUGACAAGAUUCGCGACAGGUGUAAGCAGAAGUCGAAAAAAAUAGAUGACAAUCAGGAAGAGCCAUCCUCCGAUCCUGAGGACGCAUAUGAGGAUGCGGAUAGUCGGGCCUUACCCAUGGCAUCCAAGGAUUCCCAAGAGAAAUCUACUCUAAAUAAAGCGCCAUUACCCAUUUUGGAUCCGGAUCGUUUCGUGGCUCCCACCGAUGUGUCGGUGCCCGUUUUGGUCGAUAGUGAGCACGAAGAAGACAUCGAGCACGGUGGGGCUGAGCAACAAAAAGCUGAUAUCAUUGAAGCUUUUGCCGAUGACCAAGUUGAUAUCGAUUUUAGCGCUGAAAAGAAGGCUGCUAUUUUGGCCUCCAAACCGAAGGACAUCGACCUGUCUUUGCCAGGCUGGGGUAGUUGGGGCGGACAAGGGUUGAGCAUUUCCAAGCGGAAAAGGAAGCGUUUCAUCGUUAAAGCGCCGCCCGUGCCCAAACGUCGGGAUGAAAAUAAGGGCCAUCUCAUCUUAAACGAUCACAAGAACGAAUCAUUGCGCUCUCAUCAGGUUAACCAGGUUCCCUUUCCAUUCAAGUCAGUGGCCAGUUUUGAGGCCAGUAUCCGGGCUCCUGUGGGCGAGACUUUCGUGCCUCGAGUGGCUUUCAAGCGACUGAUCAAACCCAGAGUGAGCACAAAGGCCGGUCACGUGAUCGAACCCAUUCAAAAAGAGUCGCUCCUCAAGCGACAGAAGCGAUCGUGAUGGUUGACCUUAUUAAUGGUUCAUGAAACAAACGGAUCUCUGAGAGAGCAAAUUUAUCAAAUUUGCAAAUUGGAGCUAAACGGGAUCGAGGAAUCAAAAUUGUGUCUUAGUAUGUGAAAGAGACGAUUGUCCCCGAGAUAUUGGAGCCUUGCUACAUUGGACAAUCUGACAGUUGUUAACUACUGUAUUAUACUAAAUUGAAACAUAUAUAAUGUUUUUA
Molecule: messenger RNA, 7982 nt
Organism: Tigriopus californicus
Lineage: Eukaryota; Metazoa; Arthropoda; Copepoda; Harpacticoida; Harpacticidae
Biological process (GO): regulation of protein localization; signal transduction
Cellular component (GO): adherens junction
Molecular function (GO): cell adhesion molecule binding
Source: RefSeq, a predicted model, not a curated record